AACAUUUUCUCCUCAUCAACAUAAGUUGUGUGUACCUCGAUGUGUUCAGGCCUGGCGUUGGAAAUUGUGUUUAUGUUUUUCUUAACCCAUUUGUUUAUAUUUUUCGUCUAACGACAAUGUCCACUAGGAUAGAACAACUCACCAUGUCCGAGGAUAAGAAAAGCAGAGCUGUGCGUUGUCUGUUUCCCAUCGACAAGGAGAAGCUGAACUUUCAUCUGGAAAUGCAGGACAAGGAGAUAACGAGAACAGAAACCGAGCGCUUCAAGGCGAGUUGGGGCUUCGACCCAGAAUCUGACUGCACAGUUCCUGGUGGUAAAUUCGAAUGCUUGCCGUUUUCACCCGGCGAGUACGUGCCAGCAUUUUACACUAAAUCUUACUCUCAGAGGCAUAUAACGCACUCGACGACCCGCUCGGAUAAUCGUCGGUUAAAACCGUUCUCGGCCAAGAGAAAGCUGAACUUGGACGAGCAAGAGAACAUAGUGGAUAACAAAGUCGUAUGCCUGGAGGUUGUUAAGAGCAAGGAGUGUGAGAGUCGCCUGGGUUCGCCCGUCGAACCGGACUCGUUCGGACGAACGUCCAUCCCAAGGCUCUUGCCGGCGUCGUCCCCAUCAAGUGACGUGCGAGUUCAGCAGACUAUUUACGUGACCCCCACUCAAUCGCAACAAUGUCAGAAAAAAAUGACAGAUUAUCUUCCAAACAAGAAGAAGCAAGCACUAAAUAACAAGGAUCCACAGAGAUAAGAUUAUUGAUUAAUAUAUACAUGUGCCAGUGAAACACCCGUCCGUGCAAUCCAGCCAUUACACACCAGGAAUACAAGGCUGACCCAGCCACGAUUUAACACCUAUGACUUUAAGGGUGGUCAGCUUGGAGACCCCAGGGCCAUCUGAUCCUGAAGGUUGGCCAGCUUGAAGACCCCAGGGCCAUCUGAUCCUGAAGGUUGGCCAGCUUGCAGACCCCAGGGCCAUCUGAUCCUGAAGGUUGGCCAGCUUGGAGACCCCAGGGCCAUCUGAUCCUCUAGGUUGGCCAGCUUGAAGACCCCAGGACCAUCUGAUCCUGAAGGUUGGCCAGCUUGCAGACCCCAGGGCCAUCUGAUCCUGAAGGUUGGCCAGCUUGGAGACCCCAGGGCCAUCUGAUCCUCUAGGUUGGCCAGCUUGAAGACCCCAGGGCCAUCUGACCUAAGGAAUUCAGAAUUCUGACCUGAAAGACCAUAGGACUAAAGCUGACCAUUCCUAAAUAAACCUAGGACUAAAAAAAAACAACUGACCCAGCCAAAGACUCCGGACUGGUCAGUCCGAGGAACCCGGGCUGGUCAGUCCCAGACACAAGGCUGACAUUUCUGUGAUGGUGCUCCAUAUCGGGACCGCUGCAAUAAGAUUUAGGGACGUGUCCACUCGCGGUCUGGGUGACCACAAGCUACACCAGGACGUUGUCCACCUACUGUUUAUAUUUACUCCCCACAGCAGCUGUUUUAUUUAUUAAAAAAAAACAACAUUAGGGCAUGAGGAAAUGUAAAUCUUGAGAGGUGAUGGGGCAGCCCUUGCAUUUUUAUGUUUUAAAAAACGUGCAUGUAAAUAUGAAGGAAAAAAAAUUCUAUGCAUGCUAACUCAUUUCACUUUCAUGUCUGUAAGAGUGUGGGCAAGCGAUCACUGUAAAUUAUGAAAGGGUCAGUGUUAUGUUUGGGGGAGUCUGCUAUAUGUGACCAAGAGCAGUGUGUUGUAUGUAUCAUAACAUAAGAAGCUGGUAUUCGGCUGCUCUGUCCCAUCAUUUAGAAUCAGGUAUUCAAAUGCUGCAUCUGUUAGUAUACUCCUGGUCAUGUGUGUUGUUCAAAACUGUAUGAGAUGAAUCAGAUCUUAAGUGUUCAACAGCAGGUUUUUUUUUUAUUGUGUGUGUUAAACCAAGUAUUACUUUUGGUAAUACCCGUAGUAUCAUUCUUGGUAUUACUUAAAUGUAUGACUCUGCUACCCAAAAUAUAGGGCUGGUGUUAACUCAAAAUUUUUAAGUACGACGUUGUCCCAAAUAUCAGUCUGGUUCUUAUUCUACCUGCAUAUAUGUAUGUAAAUGAUCAUGUAUAGAGAGAUAAUGCCAUUAGGGGCUUGGUAUGCCUGUGAUUGUAUACAGCAUCUGUCAUUGAUUCUUAACCAGUAAUGUUUUGGGUUAGCGUGGCUGAAAGCUUAGUUACCUUGAGCGGGUUAGGGUUAACUGUGAAGUCUUGUAACCGGAAUCAAUUUUCUAAAUCUACAGCGUUAUCUUACCAUUGGUAAUUUUACUGAUUCUUGUAUUUUUAUUUCCCCCUGAGUUCAAGCCACUCUAUUCACGAAAUUGUAUGUAGUCCUCAGUGGUAAAUACAAAUUUAUUUUCAGUCCUGGUAAGAUUUGAUCUCAAUGCAUUAGCCAUCAUUCCCCCAUUAAUUUAUUCAACUGCUCAUUUUCAUUGGAACCUUUUUUCUUGUACAUUUUUUUAUUAACUUAUACUGAGUGCAUAGUAUGAUUUGUGUAUGCAUGUUGAUGGAUGCUUAGCUACACUGAAGUGAGAGUUGAAAACUAGACAGGUGACUCCUUAUGUACAUAAUGCUAGUGUAUGUAUGUAUAUAAUGCUACGGUGUGAUAGAGGACUAGCUACAAGUUGUUACUAUGGUUGUAUUUUUUUUUUAAACUUGCAGCUGUCUAAGAGUUAAAAUACAUUCUAGAAUUUACAGCUGUUAAAUUGUAUUUAAACUUUCAGUGUGGAGAGCUCUUACUAUAGGUAGUAUGCCUUUUUAAACUCUUGCAUACAGAGAGCUUUUUCUGUAAUUGUAAUACAUUUUUAAACUCUGAAGUAUGAAGAGCCACUAUUGUAAUUAGAGAUGUAAUACAUUUUUACAAACUUUGGAGUACGGAGAGCCAUUACAUUAGUUGUAAAUGUAGUAAAUUUUGAAAACUCUGAGCGUGGAGAGCUCUAGAGUUGAAACACUUGUGUUAAGCCAGUGUUGUUGUUGUUUACAUGUGAUCUUUACACAUUGCUUACCUUUGACUUUCUAUCCCCAUUGAAUGGGAGACCCCUGAGGAGAAAUGGGAGGGACCCGGGGUCUGUGAGGAGAAAUAUGGCAAACACCUGGGCAUUAUUUAUUAAGUGAUAGGAGACUGCUAUGUGGGUGCUACUGCACCCAACUGUCAACAUUCUAGAACUGGUAACUCCAAAAAAAAAAAAAAAGUUAGCGCGACUUAACAUUGUAUAUAUGAAUUUGAAUACCUGUUAUAGUUAAUUUAUGACUGAACGAGAGCGCAGGUGAAAAUGUAUAUAUCUUUGAGAUACGGUACCAAUGAAAUACUUAAUGUGUGAUGUGUGUAUGCAUAUGUGUAAGGUUUAUGUCUACUUCUGAUGGUUUAUUUAGAUGAAUCAACAUGGAAUAUACAUUAAAAAAAGAAAUUUU
Molecule: messenger RNA, 3409 nt
Organism: Physella acuta
Lineage: Eukaryota; Metazoa; Mollusca; Gastropoda; Physidae
Source: RefSeq, a predicted model, not a curated record